UCGAUCACGUGUGUAACGCGCCGGGACCUUGUCCCACGGUCGGUGAUGCCCGGGGACCUCGGCCCGCAUUGUAACAGAAUUCCCUGUUUUUCAGGCUCUCCUCUCUCGCUUCGUCUCGGAGGAUCUCCCACCAUGGAGAAAAGUUUCUUGGUCCUCGACUCUUUGGGGAAUUAUUCCGCUGCCCCAGAGGGUCUGUUGAAGAAUGAAUCUGUGCGGGAACCUGGCGUGUGUCCGAAAAUAAAGAGAGAAUGUAAAGUCCCACAAAACUCAGGAUACGAGCUCUUUAACCCCGAUCUGUCGGACGCCACUCCUGAUGUUAUAGUGAAGGUGGAGCCAGAGGAGGAUCCCUGUACGUGGGGGGCGGAGCUAAGGAGGCAGAGAGACAUUCAGCGCACGACGAGCAGAGGCUUCUCCACCUUCAGGUGGAGAGAAAAUGCUCGGCUGCGCAUGAUACAGAGGGAGGGCAUCCCCUUGCAAGAGAGAGAGCGGCAGCGCAACUUCAAGUUCAGCGAGGAGGAGAACGACGUUCUCAUAAAGAAGAUUUCUGAAAACUACGAGAAGAUUUUGGGCAAAUUAACCCCUAGAACGUCUACUUCAGAGAAGAAGGCCAUUUGGCGAGACAUCGCCGCGUGUGUGAACAGCGUGUCCGUGUAUUCUCGGACCCCCAUGCAGUGUAAGAAGAGGUACGCGGACAUUAAAAAGAAAGUCAAGGAGAAAAUGGCCAAGCAGGCCCGUUACCAGGGCGGGAGAGGAAGUGGCCCCGUGUCCUUCUGGCCGUACGAGAAGCGCGUCAUGAGUCUGAUCUCCAGUAAGGCUGGCCUCGGCUUACCCAAAAUAGCAGAUUCCGGUCACGUCAGUGACGAGGACCACGGUCUGAACGUGUCUAAUUUGAGGCCGAGCUGGCUUGACGUUGGAAACUCCUCCAGCUCUGCGCUCCCUCCGCCACUCACAGAGCAUCAUGGAAGAGAGGAGAGCUUGGAAAUGGCUGAGGACAGCUCGUUAGGAGUAGCAGAAAAAGAUGUGAGUCUAAGCGAUGGAACUGUGGAGCAGGACAGUCCAGAAAGCGACCACAAUGUAGACUGUUCCCAGGGGGACCCGACUCCGUCUGCGCCAUCUCUGUCCUCCGUGUCUGACCAUUCCCAGCAGUCGCUGUUUGAGCGCUCGCUCCAUAAGAAGUUAAACUAUCUGUCUACGUGCAUUAAAGCCCAGACGAUGGUGCUGAGGCAAACAAAUUCCAUCCUACAGAACUUGUCUUCAAACCUACAGACUGGCUUCCAGCAGCUGGUUAACGUCAUCCAGCAGGCCGUCACUGUUAUGAGUCCCGACCACCAGCUGGCACCUCAGUCCACGAGCCCAACGGCCGCAGCCACCGCACCUGACACGAGGAUGCGCAGCGUCCCGGCCAGGAACGUGCGUGGCAGGAUGUCGCGAGGACAGUGUCCUUACAUCUCUUCCCCUCCAGCCAAGAAAAGUAGAUGAAAGCUCCAAGCGCGUCUUUAC
This is a messenger RNA of Spea bombifrons (plains spadefoot toad), 1500 nucleotides long. RefSeq names its product nuclear apoptosis-inducing factor 1-like. The transcript has 5 exons. Gene Ontology annotation, molecular function: DNA-binding transcription factor activity, RNA polymerase II-specific; RNA polymerase II cis-regulatory region sequence-specific DNA binding. NCBI's taxonomy places the organism in Eukaryota, Metazoa, Chordata, Amphibia, Anura, Pelobatidae. Gene Ontology annotation, biological process: regulation of transcription by RNA polymerase II. The record is from RefSeq and is a predicted model, not a curated record. Bases 46 to 1479 code for a protein of 477 amino acids. Gene Ontology annotation, cellular component: nucleus.